GAAAAUAGCAAAAUGAAGUUCAAUCCAAGGCCAUAUUGAAGGUUAUUUAUGAGAAAAUCUGUUCGUAAGUUUAACCAAAGCUAGAUAUGCAAAAAUAGAGCAUUACACAAUAGUUUGCUUCAGUUACAACUAUGUAAAAUUUGAAGCGAAUCAACGCCGAACAGUUUUUGAUGUAGAUAUCAAGCCUUACUCAUAACCAUUUUAUUAAAAUUUGCCGCAAAAACGCUGUAGCAAUUUUCAAUCCUUAAUUUAUACGAUGUAAAAACGUUCUAUAUGAAUAUUUAACUUAACAUAACCUAGGAGUUUGUUUUGAUAGCAUUAUCAGUAGCCUUUCGACAAUUUUUGUAUAUACUUUCCAACGAGAUAGCUGUCAAUAGUUGUUUGAUAAUCGAAAUUAAGCCUGGAACUUUGAGUUGCAUUUUAUUAUCGCCCAGUUCAACAAGCCAAAACUCUUAAGACAACAUAAAACUAGUUUUUUUUAAUUUCCAGUGUAGUUGAAUUUCAGUUGAGAUUUGAGAAUGCAGGCUUAACCCGCCCUUUUCUUUACUUAUUUCAUGAUUAUUAAAAAUAAUUCUUAAUUUUAUUCAUCUUACAUCAACUUUAAAGCAGUUAUAAAAAGCUAUGUGAAAUGCACAUUUUUCAGAUGUUCUCAAAGUAUUUAAAAAUGGAGCACGUCUCUUAGCUUAAAGUCGAAAACUUGAGCUGUGAAAGUCCUAUUGAACUAAAUCUAAGCUGCAAAAUCUAAGUUAUCAGCAAACCACUGAAUUUUGGCCUUUCUUGCAUUUCUUUCUAGGCUUUUAUUUACAAAUCAAAGUUUUCUGAUUUAUCUUGUUCUCAAAGUAAAUUAAAAUCCUGCAGAGCAACUCUUGUAUGUCAUUCUUUUUAUAAAAAUGUCUUGUAGUUUCAAAAUGAUUGGUCUAAAAAUUCUAUUGCAUUUAUGCAGGUGGAAAACGUUUUUAGAACAUUUUGAAGGACUACCAACUGUUAAAUAUUAGUAAAUAUGGCAGCUUCUACAACACAGUUUGUAAAAUCAUGCUACACGCUCAAAUAGUUUAAUUGUCAAAAUUACAAUACAAAGUCAUGUUUUUAAAUAAAAAGGUAAGCAGAUGUUCCUGCCAAAUGUUCAAAAAUCUACGAAAAGCACUCGUUGGCAAGGAAACAUAUUGUUUGAAGAGUUCUUUUUCCAAGCAAAUAUUUGGAGCAGAAUUCUGCAAUAUUUUUACAUUUUUAAAUGAUUUUGUCUGCAGCCAUCUUACAGAGUCUUAUUUAGCAAAGCGGCAGGAAUCUAGAAGGUGGCUGGGAGGGAGCAAUCAUCCAUGGUAUAAGACGUGAUGCUAUUCUUAUUAACUUCAUAUUGUAGUUUUCUCUGAUCUGCACAUGGUACUUUCCAAAUAGCGAGUGCUCUGCGGGUAGCAAACAAAACAAUGUUUCUGAGGUAUUUGAUUUGAUCAGGCAAGCUGCAGCUACUCGACAUUUGCGUUGUUAUUACAUCAAUCAGAGUUUAUGUUGGAAAUUGUCUGAUUGAUUUAGAAAACCAAAAAAGCUAUCGACUACGAAUAGAAACCAGGAUAGACAUAAGCUGAGUUUAUAUGCCUUUACUCUUUUAGGCACAACUGCAAAGAGAACUGAAAAGUGGAAAUCAAGCAAAGUACAGCACUCAAACAAAGAUGCAUUUGCCUGUAAGUCCGUUGCCUUUGCACAUAGCCAUGAUCUGCAUUUGUUGGAAAUGGUUCCAUGCUGCCCAAAUAGUGACAACUGGCACGUAUUUUAAAGACAUUUCAACAAAAAGCAACGGAUCUAGCAGUUCACUCAGCAAAGAGACUGAUUUUACAAUACAAGAAGAAAUGUUUCGAUGCAGCAGAGAUAAUGAAUGCAAGAAUCUCGGCAGGAAGAUAGGCACUGGAAAAUUAUCUGAUGUUGACGAGGUUGUGAGUCUUUCACAGUACGAUCAAAUACUGGAAAAGGAAGAAACAGGUUUUCAAAGCUGCAACGAACUGAAGAAAUGGGGAAUCAACUCGAGUAUGAAGGUGGAUUUGUCGCUGAAGAAUGGAUCUUCCUUCUUGGGUCACUGUAACAUGAUCAGCGACAACGGAGGUUGGCUGGUGUUCCAGAGACGAGUGGAUGCAACUGAUUUUUAUCGCAAUUGGACGGAUUACGUUAACGGUUUCGGGGAUGUUGAUGGGAGCUUUUGGAUUGGCUUGAAAUAUCUACACUGGAUGACUCAGAGUGCAGAUAACAUGAUUCUCCGCGUCGAAGUGAGAAAUAUUAACGGAAUCAGUGGAUUUGCAAAGUAUUCUAAUUUAAAAAUUGGCAGCGAGGAUGAGAAAUACAAGAUAACAUUCGGUGCAUAUGAAGGUAACAUUGGUGAUUCUUUGAGAAGAAGCUAUGGGGCAGCAUUCUCCACGCCAGAUCAGGAUAAUGAUAACUGGAGUGAUCGGCACUGUGCUGAGAGAUUUCGCGGCCCUUGGUGGUCAAACGAGUGCUUUAAUGCGAACCUUAAUAAUGAUCAUCAAGACAAAGUCCCUUAUGUGAGUACCCCUGAGGCCGAGGGUGCGUCACGAAUGUCAUGGCUAUCGAUGGAUGGCAAGUUUGGUACCAUCAAAUAUUCUGAAAUGAUGAUCAAGCGAAGGUCUUGAUAAAUUUAAAAUUCAAGAUCGACGAUUUAAAUCAACACCGACAGUUCAAUUAUUUGGAUUCGAAAAUAUUUUGCAUUUUCUAUUUCUACGUCUUACACAACACAAGACAAUAUGGUAGUACUUUAGCAAGUUGGAUGAUCCUGAAGAAAAUUUCUAUCCAUUAAUUAAAAAGGAAGCAUUUUUCAUAAGGAUUUAUAAGGCGCAUAUAAAGCUUCAAAUUGAAAGACUUUCGCAAUUAUCUUACUGUCCCUCUUGCUUUUACAAGAACCAGAUUCAAGCUUCAAAAAGGGAUACUUCAAUAGUGAGAUAAGGGUAGACGUUUUCAUACACAUUCUCAUUACCUUUUGUAUUCAUGGACCAAAGCCAUGCAUUUGUUUUUCUCUUUAACUAUUGACAUAACGUGGACCAGUCAGGAGCAGGAAAAGAGAGGAAUGUUGCCCGAAGGCCGUUUGGUUCAACUCUUGCCUGGAGUUUGGACCUUCUUAUGUUGUACGCAAUCUCGUGUACCAUGCUACUAGAAUUUGAAACCUUUUUAAUAUUUGGCUUUUUCCUGCCUUUUCGGCUAGCCUUGAUGUUUCGUAUACAAUCAAUUGAAAAUACCGAGGCCUCCAUAAGAGACCCUCCAUAAAUUUCGUCGCGUAGCGAAUUCCUGCUGUCUAUUUGAAAUGCAUAUGCGAACUGUAAUUAAUAUUUCAUAAUCCAUCUGAAUGCCAUAAUACAGAAACCGCUAAUAGCUGAAAUCGACUGAACUUUAUUCAGAUGAGAAAUAUAAACAGAUGCUUAGAAAUAUUUGACCGAUGUUAUUUUAUUGCUAAAAUGGCCUGACGGGGUUGUAUACGAAAUAUCAUUGACGUGUCAUAAGACAGCAGGGGAACAAACUAAUUGCAUUGCCCUAAACAGAUUAAUAUAUAUCAGACCUGUUAAUAUUCAAGCAAAUUCAAAAUUCAAGUGAAUUUACUUACCAAAAGUCUUACUUGUGUCCUGUGCCUCGCCAUGUUACGUGUAAUAGGAUUUUUAUCAGCUCCUUGAUCUGCUAAGUGAUCACAAUCCCCCAAUGGCCUUUGCUGCGAAAUUUUGGUCUCCAAGGACACAGUGGUAUUCACGUCGCUUUGAAAACACGGUUCGAUUUUCAAGCGCGAGUUCCUGAAAACAAAACUCUUUUUCUUUUGCUUACGGUGAACAGAAUCACCAAAUAGUUUCUAGAGUGGAGCAGGAGUCAAUCGAGAUCUCUCGAUUACAUUUAGCGGGGAAUCACUAUCAGGUAUAUUAGAAAAUAAACCAGCCGAAGUUCAAACCUUAAGAACACGCGCGGAAAUAUUAAGCUAUUGCCAGAAGACGCUUUUCAUACGGCGUAGGAAAACAAGGACAGAAAGGUCUGGAACAUUUUAGCGAAUUUAAGGCUCCAAUCGGACUGUACCGAUUUGUCCCGAUACACAAACUCACAAUGUUCACAAUCCUGAUAAAACAACUUAAUUCCAACUCUCUUCUUCGACGAUUUUUACCCACCCGGUUCUUACCCCAAACGAGGCUAAACCAAAAUGUUCAACAAAUUAACUAGUAUAGAA
Messenger RNA from Rhopilema esculentum, 4201 nucleotides. RefSeq names its product ficolin-1-like. NCBI's taxonomy places the organism in Eukaryota, Metazoa, Cnidaria, Scyphozoa, Rhizostomeae, Rhizostomatidae. The record is from RefSeq and is a predicted model, not a curated record.